AUGGUCGCAUGCGCUCCCCACAGUGAAGCGUUGCGGACCAAGCAAUUGGCAGCGCCGCCCUCGCGACACUUCCAAUUCAAUCCCAUCACCAGCAUCAUCUUCGGCACCAUCCUCACCGCGUCUAGUGCUCGCUCGCCCAACAGCUCAUCCCCCGCUCCAAACCAGUGGCACCAGGGCGGCCCUGGCGGGCGACUCUCUCUCUCUCUUCGUCUCCCUCUCUCCGCGCGCCGCAGCCUCGACCUCGUCCAAACCCAGCCUCGUCCGCCAGACAUAUACACCAUCUCUCUUACACCCCCCCCCCUCCGUCGUGUCCAUGACCGUUGGCUCGCGUUCGUGAAAACCGUCUCGUCGUUGCAACUCGCCAUCUCGCUUCCCCAAUCCCCCGGGACAAGCCACCAUCUUCAACCACUCACGCGCUCGCCUCCCCGGGCCCAGACAAUGAUUGCUGACUCUUCCCUUGCAGGCGCCAACAGCAGCAACAAUGACGAUGGCGAGAGAGGCCGUGGCAAGCUUUUGACGCCCCUCUCGCUGCCCAAGAACCGCAGCACCAGCAACCUCGCCCUCUCAGCUGACCCCGACCGCGCCCGCUUUCGCAUGUCUUUUGAGGGCUCGUCAUCUGCCGCCGCCGCCGACCAUGACUUGAUGACCAGGUCAGUUAGCUUUCUUUUUUUUUAUUGCCUUGCUAUGUCUGAUCGUGUCCCCAUCCCGUCUUGGCUCCCUUCUUCUCCCUCUCCUUCUCCCUCUUCUUUCGCUUUCCCACCGUGCUUGCUUGAAUUCAAUACCGGCCUCACAGCCGCAGCAACCGCCGCCGCAAGACGCGUGGAACACGACCAUCAUGUCGUGUCACCCAGCAUCAUGCCUCUGCUAACAUUCUUCUUAAAUUGGUGCAGACCGUCACCCGUUACCGACCACGAACAUGGCCUCGGUCUCUCGGGCCUGCGCCGUAUACGGCAGCAUCCGCCCUCGCGCAAUCCCACCAUGCCAAACUCCAACGCUUCCUCUCGUAGCCCGUCCGUCGUAACUCUCUCCCGCUCGACCUCGAUGAGUGCCACUCUUGUCGCCCCCGCGCCGCUCUCCUCCUUCUCCCCCGCGCCUGCCUCUCCCAGCUUCUCCGAAGAUCUCUCUCGCUUCCCGACCGAGUCGCUGCAUUCCUUCUCCUUUGCCCACCAGUCCGAAGACUUUCUCCAUAACCGUCAAAAUGUCGUCAAACGCUCUCUCGAGUUUAUCAAAGACCGCCUCGGCAUGCCUCUCAGCGCCAACCAGGCUGGUUUGGCCAGCGCCCACGCCAGGCUCUCCGGUGAUUUGGAGGCCCAGACUAUGCUGGAAAUGCUCGCCAAGGCCCAGAUCAUCGGAGCCAGCAACCUGCCCAACCCAGAUGCCUCGUCUGCCAUCCCUCCGCUUACCGGGCCCCCGGAUCUGUCUGGUGAGAACAUCUUUGAAAAGCAGUUCAGCCCCCACAUGCUCAGCGAAGAGCCUGCCACCAUCCACGAAGAACCCGAGGACCUCACCGCAUCACCCACCUCUACACGUCGCCCGCCUCCAAACAAGGACGGCCAGGAUGAUUCCGCAAAGUCGAGUAGAACGCCCACGGACGAGAGCAAGACGACGGCUACCACGUCACCGCCCGCCUCGCGACCAACGAGUUUGAAACGCACCAUGACAGAUACCCUCUCCGUAGCCCUCAAGGACAAGCUCAUGGAUACUAUGGCCCAACCUUUCAUGGCCCAGCCAUUCAUGGCCGGCCCGACAUUGCAUCAAGAGGCAACUCUUUCUCCCAUCCUCCCACAACCAACCUUGCCCUCCCAAAAAAUUUCAGGGGCUCUAAACCCCGCCGUCCAUGGACAUACCAACAGAUGGGUUCCCGCUGCCCAAGCUAUUUUCACCACCGAAGCCAAACCUCCUUGGACCAUCCUCGCCGCAAACGACCUCGCUUGCCUAGUAUUUGGUGUCACCAAAGCUGAAGUUCGCAAGAUGGGUAUUUUAGAGGUUGUGCAGGAAGAGAGACGUGCGUGGCUUGAACGAAAGCUGCUUAGCAAAGACGAUGACGAUGAUAUGCAAGAUGCCGCCGCCGACAUGACACCUGCCAACUCAGCCGCAACAGUCCUUCUCGGUGGACGCUCUGGAAUUACGGCCCAAUUAUUGAACAAGCCUAAUUCGAGGUCGCAAACUCCCCAGCCUCCGCGGAGAGCUCAAACCGUCCAUAGCGGCGACAUUGAACCACCCAAGGCCCGUGGCACCGAUGCGCAUCGCACUACAGGUUCUCGAGGUGUUUUGCUUUGCGGCGAUGUUGUUCCUAUCCAGAAGCGCAAUGGACUGACCGGCUCUGCCAGUUUGUGGGUUAAGGAAAAACGCAUUGGCUUGAUCUGGGUCCUUGAGGAGAUCCAUGAGGACGUUGCCAAUAUCGAACUUGACGAAGAUGGCGUCGUCAAAACUGUGGUUGGCGCUACCGAGACUAUCUGGGGCUUUAAGGUUGUCAAGCAAGGCAUCGACAUUGCUAACCUUGUCCCGCGAAUUCCGCGCCAAGGGUUCGACCCGUCCCAGGGCGAGAUUGACUUUGCGCAGACGCGAAAGACACGCUAUUUUACGUGUCCCAACUAUCGAAGCGUCAAUAUUCCCUGCGCUGUCGAACAAGUACAGGGCAAACUCGAGCUAAGAGUUUCCACUUUCCCACACAUGGCGGGUAUCAUUGUUGUUGACCCCGCGACUUUUACUAUUCGCAGCUCCAACUCCGCGUUUAGUGGUGCGCUCUUUGGUUUCGAAAAACCUGCAGGCACAUCUAUAAAUGCCUUGAUUCCUGGCUUUGACAAGAUUGUCGAGACCUUGACCGAAGAGGACGGCCUACAGUUGCUUGAUGGAAUGGUAAUACCAGAACAUCGCUUCCGAAGAGCCGCUGCCUUUACCGCCAUCAAAGAACACAGGCCCAACGCUGCUGCAUCCUUUUUGCAACCCAACGGACUUGCUGCAAAGCAUCGCGACGGCUCCAAUCUCAACAUUGACGUUCAAAUGCGCGUUGUGGAGAGUGAGAAACAAAUCGACAUUUCGCAACUGAGCACAGAAGAGGCUGUUGACGACGAUCAAACCGACGUUUCCUCGACACACCCACAGACUGAAAUCGUUUUCGCUCUCUGGAUCACUUAUUCUAGACACCUUCACGCAGUCCCCAACGUAUUAGACCCAACCAAGCGUAUACCUUCUGGGCCACCCACGCCUCUGCAUCAGCCCUCGCCUGGCCAGACACCUGUCCACUCGCCUUUGGUUUUAUCUGACACUGAAGCUGAUGAACCGACACGACCUUCCGCCUCGCCCUCCACCAUGAACCUCUCCGGCAUGUCGAAGAUUAAGGAUGUUGCACUCAAUGCCGCAGCAAGGCUCACAGGCAAGACUCUAUCAUCUCCCAAGGCAGCCCCCGCGCAGCCAAUCUUGACGGCAGCAGAAGAGGAGCCUAGUAAGCUGACCAUAAACGACUAUACCAUCUUGGAAGAGAUGGGCCAAGGAGCCUACGGUCAAGUAAAGCUCGCGAGGAACAAGAAAACUGGUAAAAAGAUGGUGCUCAAGUAUGUUACAAAGCGACGCAUUCUCGUCGACACCUGGACGCGCGAUCGAAAGCUCGGCACUGUUCCACUCGAGAUUCACGUCCUCGACUACCUGCGGAAACCCGAAUUUCAGCACCCCAACAUUGUCGAGAUGGAAAAUUUCUUUGAGGACGACGUCAACUACUACAUUGCAAUGAAGCCUCACGGACUGCCAGGUAUGGAUCUAUUUGACUACAUCGAGUUGCGUUCCAAUAUGGACGAAGCCGAGUGCCGCCGCAUCUUUGUACAAGUAGCCCAAGCUAUUCACUUCCUGCAUACCAAGGCCCUGGUUGUGCACCGCGAUAUCAAGGACGAGAAUAUCAUUCUUGACGGCGAAUGCAACAUCAAGCUCAUCGAUUUUGGCAGCGCCGCCUACAUUAAGAGCGGACCCUUUGAUGUCUUUGUAGGCACUAUUGAUUAUGCUGCCCCCGAGGUCUUGGCCGGAAAGCCCUAUGGCGGUAAACCGCAAGACGUAUGGGCGCUGGGCAUUCUCCUGUACACCAUCAUCUACAAGGAGAAUCCCUUUUACAGCAUUGACGAGAUUAUGGACCACGACCUGCGCGUGCCGUUCACCAUGAGCCCCGAGAGCAUCGACCUCAUCCGCUGCAUGCUCAACCGCGACGUGUCCCAGCGCAGCGAUAUUACGCAGGUGGUGGAGCAUCCCUGGUGCAAGAGUGCUGCAUCGAAUUGA
Molecule: messenger RNA, 4263 nt
Organism: Cordyceps militaris CM01
Lineage: Eukaryota; Fungi; Ascomycota; Sordariomycetes; Hypocreales; Cordycipitaceae
Product: serine/threonine protein kinase
Exons: 4
Coding region: 1-4263 (1420 amino acids)
Biological process (GO): intracellular signal transduction; negative regulation of glycogen biosynthetic process; protein phosphorylation
Cellular component (GO): nucleus; cytosol; cytoplasm
Molecular function (GO): ATP binding; protein serine/threonine kinase activity
Source: RefSeq, a predicted model, not a curated record